Molecule: messenger RNA, 291 nt
Organism: Penicillium hordei
Lineage: Eukaryota; Fungi; Ascomycota; Eurotiomycetes; Eurotiales; Aspergillaceae
Exons: 2
Coding region: 1-291 (96 amino acids)
Biological process (GO): glutathione metabolic process
Cellular component (GO): cytosol
Molecular function (GO): 5-oxoprolinase (ATP-hydrolyzing) activity
Source: RefSeq, a predicted model, not a curated record
AUGGUGGAUUGGUGCCCUCGUCAAGCCUCUCCGGGCUGCACUCUAUUCUCUGGACCGGCAGGAGGUGUUAUCGGAUUUUCUCAGACAUGUUUCGACGCAGAUGAGCAAACCCCUGUCAUUGGAUUUGAUAUGGGAGGCACUAGCACCGAUGUUAGUCGAUACGACGGCGAGCUGGAUCACAUCUUUGAGACAACGACUGCUGGGAUCGCAAUCCAAGCCCCACAACUUAAUGUGAAUACCAUCGCGGCUGGUGGAGGAAACAGCGAUAGCAGUGCCUUGUACACCCGCUAG